CACAAGCUACAUAGAUAGCUAGCUAAAAACAUGACAUCUAUCUUAUCAUCUCUGUCUUUCGUAUCCAACAUUAAUCACCAUUCUUCCCUGCAUCCAUUAUUCUCUCAGAAACACAUACUCAAACCAAAACGCCUAGACCAUCACCACCAUGUUUCUAGAGUGGCAUGUUGCAGCAACAAUAGGGGCAACCCGAGCAACACAACACCACCAAACUCCAACGGAGGACACAGGAGGGAUGUUCUGAUCAGCCUAGGAGGAUUGUGUGGUGCCGCCGGUGCCACUCUUAUCAACAGCCCUUUUGCCAUUGCUGAUCCAGUCAUUCCAAACUACAAAAACUGCGUUCAAGCAGAAAUACCGGACUGUGGAAAGCCUCCCUUUGAUUGCUGUCCUCCUCCCACAAGCACUGACGUCCAACCUUUCCAGCUACCUUCCUAUAGCGGAACGCCGCUGCGGGUAAGGCCAGCGGCGCAUCUGGUGACUGAUGAAUAUCUUGCCAAAUACGAAAGAGCAAUUGACAUCAUGAGAUCACUUCCUCCCAAUGACCCUCACAGUUUAAUCUCACAAGCCAACAUCCACUGCGCUUACUGUAACGCGGCCUAUCACCAAAAAGGGUUCCCUGGAAUUCAAUUUCAAGUCCAUGACUCUUGGCUCUUCUUCCCUUUCCAUCGUUGGUACCUCUAUUUCUUCGAGAGAAUCGCCGGUCACUUGAUCGAAGACCCUUCCUUUGCCAUUCCCUUUUGGAACUAUGAUUCUCCUGAUGACGGCAUGCGAAUGCCUUACAUUUUCACUAGUAAUUCCAAAUCACCUCUCUAUGACCCUCUCCGGAAUACCUAUCAUGUCCCGCCAACAAUCGUAGACCUUGAUUAUCCAAACAAUGGUGGGUGCGAAGGCGAUUGGGACACCAACAGUACAAUCAUGUACAGGCAAGUUGUCUCUAAUGGAAAGACCCCAGCUCAAUUCUUCGGAGAUGCUUACCGCGCUGGAUAUGAACCUGCAUGUCGUGGUGGCUCUGUAGAGAACUGUCCACAUAACAGUGUCCAUAAUUGGACCGGUGAUGGAAAUCAGCCUAAUGGUGAGAACAUGGGGGUUUUCUACUCGGCGGGAAGAGACCCCAUUUUCUACUCUCACCAUGCAAACAUUGAUAGGAUAUGGAAUGUGUGGAAGUCUGAAUUUGGUGGAAAUGAUUUCGAUGACCAGGAUUGGUUAAAAUCCGAGUUUGUCUUAUUCGAUGAGAAUAAGAACCCUGUGAGUGUUAAGGUCGAGGAUUGCCUUAACACCGCGGAGCAGCUCGGAUAUAUUUACGAAGAUGUUGGCGUUCCAUGGAAAGACUCUAAGCCCACACCAUGUAGAUCAAGGGCUCAGAGGCUAGCAGCAAAGAAACAACUCGGUUUGAGGAAUGAUAAUGUUAAGUUCCCACUUGUUUUAGGAUUCAGGGUUCUGAGAAUAGAGGUGAAGAGGCCUAGGAAGUCGAGGAGCAGGCAGGAGAAGAAGAAAGCCGAAGAGCUUUUGGUGAUUGAAGGGAUAGAGCAUGAUGGCCAGAAGCCUGUUAAGUUUGAUGUCAUUGUCGAUGAUGAUGACGACGGAAAACUCGUGAGGGCAAAGAAUACCGAGUUUGCAGGAAGCUUUGUGAGCGUGCCUCAUUCUUCACACGGCAUGAAAAUGAAAACUAAUCUCAAACUUGCAUUGACGGAUUUGUUGGAUGAUUUGGAAGCUGACCAUGAUGAUAGUAUUAUGGUCACGUUGGUUUUGAGGACUGGGCAAUGGGUCAAAAUCGAAAACAUCAAGAUAGAGCUUGGAGAUUGA
Messenger RNA from Lotus japonicus, 1803 nucleotides. RefSeq names its product polyphenol oxidase A1, chloroplastic-like. The coding region runs from base 31 to 1803 and encodes 590 amino acids. Gene Ontology annotation, molecular function: catechol oxidase activity. NCBI's taxonomy places the organism in Eukaryota, Viridiplantae, Streptophyta, Magnoliopsida, Fabales, Fabaceae. The transcript has 3 exons. The record is from RefSeq and is a predicted model, not a curated record. Gene Ontology annotation, biological process: pigment biosynthetic process.